Molecule: messenger RNA, 1200 nt
Organism: Saccostrea cuccullata (small rock oyster)
Lineage: Eukaryota; Metazoa; Mollusca; Bivalvia; Ostreida; Ostreidae
Product: coagulation factor XI-like
Biological process (GO): proteolysis
Molecular function (GO): serine-type endopeptidase activity
Source: RefSeq, a predicted model, not a curated record
UUCAACGAAAUUCCACAAAUAAAUGAAUUUGUGAUAAUUGUCUUAUCUAAUCGUAGAUCCGCCCCCGAGUUUAUAGAUGAUGCAUGAAAUCAGACGUGGGACUGUCAAAGUCCGAGCACUCACCUCAUCAGAUAACAAAGGCAGAAUCACAGGACAAGAUGAUAAAGCGGGCGAUUAUCCUCACGGUCUUUCAUGUAUUGGUGAUAAAUGCAGCGGAAGCUUUGUCAAGACAAAAACGGGUGAUAGGUGGAAAAAUGGCGGGAGACGGUGAAUGGCCGUGGUUGGUCAGUUUGCACGGAGAAAUUGUCACCAAAAGACUGUUUGGUUUUAUUCCUAUCGCCCACAAACAUUUGGUGUGUGGCGGAUCUGUCUUAAAUGACCGGUGGAUACUUACAGCAGCACAUUGUUUUUACGACAGAAAUGGUGGGUCAGAAAAACGCAAGGCAUCAAAUUGGGAGGCAAAACUAGCCUCUGCUUCUUUAAAAUCAAACCCAAUAGAAAAGAUUAAAAAUUUCCUGGGGAAGUUGUUUGAUAAAGAAUCCUGGCGAUAUUGGGAGGUGGACGUGGAACGGAUUGUACUUCAUCCUGGGUACAACAACCAAAAUUUUUGGGAACAUGACGUGGCUCUAGUGCGACUUUCCCGGGACGGUUAAUACGACAACAUUAUUGCUGACAAUGCGUCAUUUCCGGGCAUUGGAGAUGAUUGCGUCAUGAAGGGAUGGGGUUGCAGAUCUGGAGGUGCUAAAUUGUCAUUUAAUGCACACAGCGUUUCACUUCCGGUUUAUAAUAAAAGAUCAUGUUCGCAAAUUUACGGAGUAACAGAUAUGGGGAAAAGAAUAUGCGCAGGUUUUCUCAGCAGUGGAAAGGGCAUUUGCAAGGCAUAUAGCGGUGGCCCGUUAACAUGUAGAGACAAAAACAACCAAUGGAUACAAGUGGGCGUGGCCUCCUUUUCUAGCCGGGAUAGACCUGGAAGUUAUCCUGCUGUGUUUACACGUGUGUCCGCGUAUUUGGACUGGAUAAACAAAACAAUAAAGGGAUAAAAUUUCCACAGCUGUUGGCUUCCUAUUUUACGAGAAAAGAAGAUAUAUCGAACCAUAACAUUUCAAUAAAACUAACAAACAACAUUACCAACUAAAACGUUUUUUUUUAAGUCAAUUUUUCAUGAAUUCAUGAUUGAACAUUUGAUGUUAUAUUUAAUAA